Lathyrus oleraceus (garden pea) is the source of this 2013-nucleotide messenger RNA. RefSeq lists its product as uncharacterized. The record is from RefSeq and is a predicted model, not a curated record. The coding region runs from base 1 to 2013 and encodes 670 amino acids. Lineage: Eukaryota; Viridiplantae; Streptophyta; Magnoliopsida; Fabales; Fabaceae. The transcript is spliced from 4 exons.
AUGGUGACCACAAGGAAUGGUAAGUCGAAAGAAGUACCUGAGAAGAGUUCUGAAGAAGAAGACUUAUUGCUUGAAGUUGAUCUAGAGAUAAAAGAAAAUGAGGUUGCAAAUGAAGAGGUUACUAGUGAUGAAAAAGUGGUCAAAGAUAAAGUUAUUGAUCCAAAACCGGCCGUCAAACUGCCAUUCCCAACAAGAAAUAAGAAGAAAGGGCAGCAUGAGAAAAACUUUGAGAAGUUCUUGGAGAUGUUUAAAAAGCUUGAGCUAAACAUUCCGUUCUUGGAGGGUAUGAAGGUUCCGGUGAAAAAGAAGGAUCGAGGUUCUGUGACUAUUCCGUGUACCAUUGGAGAUAGAUCCUUCAAGAAAGCUCUAAUUGAUUUGGGAGCGAGUGUAAGUCUUAUGCCGCUAUCCAUCUAUAAGAGAUUGGGGAUAGAAGAUGAAGAGAUACCUAUCAUUUUGGGGAGACCAUUUUUAGAGACCGGGAGAUGUUUGAUUGACAUAGAAGAAGGCACAAUGACUUUGAAAGUGUAUGAUGAAGAGUUAAAAAUUGAUGUGCGAAACACCAUGAAGUACAAGGAUGAGGUUGCCACUAGUCAACAUAUUGAUACAAUUGAUCAAAUAUGUGAGAAGAAAAAUUGCUUGAUAACACAAAAAUUACCCUUGGAAAGGGUGUUGAGCUUAUCAAUUUUUAACGAAGAGGAAGUAGUUGACGAGAAAGAUAUGGAAGUAGUAGCCAUGAUGGAAGCAUCACCACCUUUUAAAGGUUAUCGACACAACCGGUGGGAAGAUUUAAGGAAACCCUUAGUGGAAGAAAAGAUAGAUGAACAAAAGAAGGGGACCGAAUUGAAACAACUACCGGAGAACCUCAAAUAUGUCUUCCUAGACACAGAGAGUAAGUGCUCGGCCAUCAUAAGUUCACAUCUAGAAGUUCUUCAGGAAGAUAAGCUUGUCAAAGUUUUAAAAAAACAUAAGAGUGCUAUUGGCUGGUCUAUUGAAUAUUUGAAGGGAAUAAACCCUACAAUAUGCAUGCACAAAAUUAUCAUGGAAGAUGAUCACAAGCCGGUUGUCCAACCUCAACGACGACUUAAUCCAGCAAUGAAGGAAGUAGUCAGAAAAGAGGUGGUUAAACUGUUAGAUGCAGGGAUGAUUUAUCCCAUAUCUGAUAGUUCGUGGAUAGCUGUUGCACCAGAGGAUCAGGAGAAGACCGUAUUUACAUGCCCAUUUGGUAUUUUUGCCUAUAGAAGGAUGCCAUUCGGGUUAUGUAAUGCACCAACAACUUUUCAGAGAUGCAUGCAAUCAAUCUUUGCGGAUAUGCUUGAGAAGCAUAUGGAAGUCUUCAUGGAUGAUUACUCAGUUUUUGGUAAGUCCUUUGAUAAUUGCUUGACUAACCUUGCUCUUGUGUUAGAAAGGUGCCAACAAACAAAUCUAAUCCUCAACUGGGAGAAGUGUCACUUCAUGGUGCGUGAAGGCAUAGUCUUGGGUCACAAAAUUUCCUUCAAAGGAAUAGAAGUGGACCAAGCAAAGAUUGAAGUCAUCUCAAAGCUUCCCCCACCGAUGAAUGAAAAAGGUAUUAGAAGUUUCUUAGGGCAUGCGGGUUUUUACCGUAGGUUCAUAAGAGAUUUCUCUAAAAUAGCAAAACCCUUAACGACUCUUUUAGUUAAGGAUAAUACCUUUGCUUUUGAUAAAGAGUGUGCUGUAGCGUUUGAAACAAUAAAGCAAAAAUUAGUAUCAGCACCAAUUGUUGUAGCCCCGGACUGGUCUCUACCUUUUGAGAUAAUGUGUGAUGCAAGUGAUAUUGCAGUCGGGGCAGUUCUUGGGCAGCGUCGAGAAAAAAUGUUACAUGUCAUUUAUUAUGCCAGUCAUGUGCUGAACCCCGCACAGAUGAAUUAUGCAACUACUGAAAAGGAGUUGUUAGCUGUAGUGUACGCCUUUGAUAAAUUCAGGCAAUAUCUGCUGGGUUUUAGAGUCAUUGUUUAUACUGACCAUGCUGCUUUGAAGUAUCUUUUUGCUAAAUAG